This is a messenger RNA of Pecten maximus, 4048 nucleotides long. RefSeq lists its product as uncharacterized. The transcript has 3 exons. NCBI's taxonomy places the organism in Eukaryota, Metazoa, Mollusca, Bivalvia, Pectinida, Pectinidae. The record is from RefSeq and is a predicted model, not a curated record. Gene Ontology annotation, molecular function: catalytic activity. Bases 91 to 1623 code for a protein of 510 amino acids.
GCAGACUCGUGGAUCUUUAAUGAUUUGAAGAUAGGUUUAGCAAGGAACUUGUGGAAAGAACAUUUUCAACUAUUUGAACUUGAGGAAAUCAUGAGACAGAAAGAUGAUUUACAAUUUGCUCAGAUGUUGAACAGGUUGAGAUUAAAUGAACUCUUACCAGAGGACAGAGAUCUUAUUAAAUCUCACACCAUUACACCUGCAUCACCUACUUAUCCAAAAAAUGCCUUGCACUUAUUCACUGAAAAUAAGCGAGUUGAUUAUUUCAACAGCGAGUUGAUACAAGACCUAGUCACCACAAAGGUGAAUGUGCCAGCUCAUACAGAUGUCAUUGCCCCUUCAAAUAUAAGCAAGCAAUCAAAACUUCACUUGAUAAAAGAAAUGAAUAAGCAAGACAAUCACAGCAAAACUGGAAACUUACCUAGCUUGCUAAAACUAGCAGAAGAAAUGUUAUAUGAUGUGACAGUGAAUGUGGAUGUAAAAGAUGGAUUAACAAAUGGAGCUUCAGGCAUUGUAAAACACAUUGAAUUCAAAGAAAUGAACCAUGAAAGACCUGGCAUUAUAUGGAUACUUUUCACUGAUGAAAACAUUGGAUCUAAAAGGAGAACAAAAUACAAACAUCUAUAUCAUAGAGGAAUCAAUAGGUUGUGGACACCAAUGUUUGAAACAAAACGGACAUUUUUAAACAAUAGAAAAACUUAUGAAAGAACACAGUUUCCUCUAGCCCCAUCUGCUGCCAAAACUGUACAUAAAGCACAAGGUACCACUGUUGAUGAACUGGUAGUUGACCUGAGGUCCAAUUACAAAGCUCCACACAUCCACUAUGUUGCAUUGUCACGAGUUAGAAUAUUAUCAAAUCUAUACAUCCUUGAUUUCAACGACAAGGCAUUAACAGUGGACAAAAAUGUACAUGUGGAAAUGGACAGACUCCGUAAGAUACCUAUGCAUUUAUGCUACAUUCCAUUAUACAACAUUGACAAUGCGCAUGUGAAACUCUUAUUCAACAAUGCAAGGUCGUUGCACAAACACAUAGAUGAUGUAAGAUGUGAACCAAACAUUCAAAGUGCAGAUAUCAUUGGAAUUUGUGAAUCACGACUUGUUGAUACAGACAGACAGGAAUGUUAUGAUUUACCUGGCUUUACUGCACACAGACUGGAUGAAGAUCAUAAUGGCAAAACAAGGCCAAACCAUGGACUAAUUGUGUAUGUAAAGCAUGGAAUUACAGUGGACAGAGUACACCCCCAUAGAUAUGAUGGAAUUGAAUUAAUGACCAUCCAUGCAAAAGUCAAGGAAACACAGAUUCAAGUUGUCUACCUUUAUAAAACACCAAAACUUGGUAUGCAGUUAUUUUUGAAAGCUUUAACAGACCACAUAAAACCAUGCAUUGAUAGAAAUAGAUCACUUUUUAUUCUUGGUGACUUUAACAUCAAUCUUCUGGACAUGCCAAAUGCCUUCUUGCAAUUUAUGCGAAGCGAAUUCUCAUGCAAACAAGUAAUUACAGAGCCAACAACAUGUUAUGGAACACUACUCGAUCAUAUCUACACUACAGAGACUGGAGUACAGACAGGAGUUAUUCCAACAUAUUGGUCUGAUCAUUCUCUCACUUUCUGCAUGAAACAAUUUUAGAUACAUUUGUAACACAAUGCAAUCAAAAUGAAGAUGCAAUGUAAAGCUUGCAACAUAGAAUUACAAUGUUUAUCAGAGAAGGGUCCUUUGUUAAUAACCAAACGAAAAUCCUGACAGAUCAAUUACUGAACUAGCAGAAUUUAAGUUAAAUACAUAUUAAACCAAACAAAAACCUAUUAUAGAUCAAUUACUUAACUAGCAAAAUUUAAGUUAAAUACAUAUUAAACCAAACAAAAACCUAAUAUAGAUCAAUUACUGAACUAGCAAAAUUUAAUAUGAAUACAUAACAGCGAAACAGACCAUAACUAUUGCAAUAUCAACCAAAGCAAAAUCAUAUUUACAAAACAGUCUACUCAUCAAAAUGAAAUAGUUCUGAUAUUGAAGAAUGUCCUAAACUGAGACAUGAGCAUUUAAGAAACUUAUGUUAUUAACGUAGUGAUUGUGUGCUUAAAUAUGGUAUUUGUACCAUAUUUAAUCACAUACUAAAAACUACCCCCACUGGCUAAAUAGCUAUUGGGAGAGUACAUUUUGUCUAUAUCGUUACAUCAAUGUAUUUUUAGUUGUGUGCUUCCUGUAUCUGAUAUUAUAUGUAAAUCAAUUGUACAAAAUCUGAUGACCUUUUAAGCAUUGUAUAGAUUUUGCCACUUGCUUUACUCAAACUUGACUCGUACUUCUUUUUUCGGAAAUCGGUACGUUCCAAUAUGCAAGUAAAAUGUUAGUGUUUUUGAAAUCAAUCAAAUAUUGAAUUCUAUGGAACUAGUAUGAAUUUGUGAUCAGAUACAAACAUUCAACUUAUUGUACUUUCUGUAAGUUAGUCACUUACUUAUAUCACACCAAGGACUCUCAUGUAUUGUUAAAUAUUUGCCAGAAAAUUUGUUAAAACUUGAAAACUUACUUCAAAUGAUUUUGAUGUGUAUGACCUGUCAUGUAUCGGAUAAUUAAUUAGAGGGAUUGCAAAAGAUGCAUGUUUACAACUUUGAUUCAAGGACUUACCUGAAAAGUGUAUCACUGGAAAUAUCAAUUAACUAACAUUUGAUACAACAAAGUGCCGAUGAAUAAUGAAACUGAUCUACAAAAAAGAACCUCAACAAAGUGCUAAUUAAUGUCAAGAAAAUAAGCAAAAACAUCAAAACUACACAAGACUUUUGGAAAUUCCGGGGUAUUGGACAAUCGUUUCCUCCGUGUAUCUACCACCAAUGAUCAGAUCCAUUGUAUACUGGCCACAGAUCUAAAUCACUAUCAGGAAUAGAACAGACCAACCAAUAUCAAGACAAAACAAAACAGUAGUAUGUAGACAAAUUCCAGACACAGACAACAGUUUUCUAAGACGUACAUCCCUACUUACAAUCCACUUCAAAUCACUCUUGGAGUUGUCCAAUAUUUAUCCAGUUGUGCUCUGCAAGACCAAACAAGUCCUCGUGUUGGUGUCAAUUCAUCUCUAAUUGUACAAUGCAAACAUUACUAUUCUACAUGUAGAUCACAAAUUUAAGUUUAGAUAUGUGCUACACCAUGUUAUGAACAACAGCUGCAAUAUUUCAAUCACUGCUGUUGUAUUUGAACAAUAAGACCAUGUGUUUUCAUUAUUUGGUCUCAGUUUUAAUUCAAGCUGGACAACAACAAAUUUUAAUUCAAGCUGGACAACAACAAAAUGUUUUAGCUGUAUGCUGUUAUGCAUACCAUUCACUUAAAUUGUGUGCUUUAUAUUGUGUAAGUGUAUAUAAAAUUUAUUUAUUGAUAAGAUUGACAUUUUCCUAGAAAGAAAUAUUCAUGUAUGUUACAAUAUAUAUAUGUUAAAUCCUGUUGUUCCUCAUGCUACUAAAAGCAUACUCUGUUUAAGUAUACUUAAGUUGUGCCCUAGAAACAACCAAAAAUUUCAUGAAUAUCUGUUUAACUCGGUUAAUCACUUAGAAUAUUUGCAAAUAAGCCUCUGCCAUUUGGAGUAAGACUUAAAACAACAAUUUGAUCAAAGCACAUGAUUCAUGUCUUCAUCAACUCGUGAUUGUCAGCAAAUUAAAGUUGAUUUCUUGUAACAGGUAAGUAUCUGAAAGUGGGGUCACUGGCAUGGCAGUAAAUGCCUGUAAACCCUUUCUUUCCAUGUCAUAUUGCUCAAAUAACUCGAAAACAUUGAGUAAUUUUAUGAUGACAUAUUGGAUGCGCAUGCUCUAGUUCUAUGGCAUACCUUCUUUAUUUUUUUGUGUGUCGUUUAAAACGACUAUAAUGAUUUAAGUCACUUUUUAAAACAACUUAAACUAUAUUGUCAAUUUCGUGCAAAUUGAAUCAUAAGUGCUCAGUGUGGUAUUAGACAAGAUGAUAAUAUUUAUAAUGUAUUUAUUUGGGAAAAUGAGCCAUACACUUUCCAUAAAGUAUGUACAUUAUACAUUUAGUUCUGUACACCUUUCAUACAAUUUUGUGCUCAAUAUGGCUA